Messenger RNA from Lagenorhynchus albirostris (white-beaked dolphin), 5371 nucleotides. RefSeq names its product zinc finger HIT-type containing 6 (gene ZNHIT6). Lineage: Eukaryota; Metazoa; Chordata; Mammalia; Artiodactyla; Delphinidae. The transcript has 10 exons. The record is from RefSeq and is a predicted model, not a curated record. Gene Ontology annotation, cellular component: pre-snoRNP complex; nucleus. Gene Ontology annotation, biological process: snoRNA localization; box C/D snoRNP assembly; maturation of LSU-rRNA from tricistronic rRNA transcript (SSU-rRNA, 5.8S rRNA, LSU-rRNA). Bases 152 to 1573 code for a protein of 473 amino acids.
ACAGACGCGCCGGGUCGGCGUUUUCUGCUUGCUGCUUCUCUGAUCCACACGUGGGCCGCUGUCGGUGUUGUAGCCAGAAAUUCAUUCCUAUUGGCGUGGACCAGCCAUAUUGGAGGACAGAGUGGCAACGGAGGUCAAGGAUCUUGAGCUGAUGGAUUUUGCUGCUAAAAAUGAGGAGACGUCGGGAGGAGGUCUCCAGAGUGGAGCUGAAGGGGCGCGGCUAAGUCUCGAGUCAGAUGGAGAGAGAGCCAGGGGCACAGUAGGGACCGAGGAGGCCGGCAGUGGAGAGGCGGGGAACGGACCGACCGGAAUGGGGAAGACAGGGGAAGGGGAAGAAGGCAAUGGACCAAGGGCAGAGGAGAUGCGAGUGGACCUAGCAGUUGUGAAGCAGGAAGUAAUGGACUGGUCAGAAAUGGAAGAAGGUAUGCGGAAUGACCAGUGGGUAAAGCAGGAGGUGGAGGAUGGGCCUGAGGUGAAAGAGGAAAAACCAGGCACGUUGGAGGUGAAGCAGGAGACGGAUAGUAGUUUGAUGCUAAAAGAAGAGAAGGUGGAAGAACCAGAGCUAAAGGAAGAGAAAGUGAAGGUGAAGGAAGAAGUGAUGGACUGGCUAGAAGUGAAGGAAGAGAAGAAAGAUAGCUUGAAGAUUAAAGGGGAGGAGAUGUUUCUUGAUCAGAACGUAAAGAAGGAGGAAAUAAUGGAUGAAGUGUGUGUAAAAGAAGAGAAGUAUUUCCCUAAAGAAGAAGUGAUGGAUGAUACAAAGGUGAAAGAAGAGCUUCAGAUAAAUCCCCCAGUGGGCUCCAAGCGGAAACUGGCCAUGUCAAGAUGUGAAACUUGUGGUACAGAAGAAGCAAAGUACAGAUGUCCACGUUGUAUGCGCUAUUCCUGCAGUUUGCCCUGUGUAAAGAAACACAAAGCAGAACUGACAUGUAAUGGAGUUCGAGAUAAAACUGCAUAUGUUUCAAUGCAACAGUUUUCUGAAAUGAAUCUCCUAAGUGAUUAUCGAUUUUUGGAAGAUGUGGCAAGAACAGCAGACCAUAUUUCUAGAGAUGCUUUCUUAAAAAGACCAAUAAGCAAUAAACAUAUGUACUUUAUGAAAAAUCGUGCUCGAAAGCAAGCUAUUAACUUAAAACUUCUACCCAAUGGAUUCACCAAAAGGAAAGAAAAUUCAACAUUUUUUGAUAAGAAAAAACGACAGUUCUGUUGGCAUGUGAAGCUCCAGUUUCCUCAGAGUCAAGCUGUGUAUGUAGAAAAAAGAGUACCAGAUGAUAAAACUAUUAAUGAAAUCCUAAGACCUUACAUUGAUCCUGAAAAGUCUGAUCCUGUAAUUCGUCAAAGGUUGAAAGCCUACAUUCACUCUCAGACUGGGGUCCAAAUUUUAAUGAAGGCAGAAAAUAUGCAGCAAAAUUUAGUAAGAUAUUAUGAAAUGGAUCCUGACAAAAGUCUCCUUGACAAUUUGAGGAACAAAGUGAUCAUUGAGUACCCAACAUUACAUGUGGUAUUAAAAGAAUACAGUAAUGACAUGGAAGUUCUUCACCAAGUGAAAGGUGAAUCUACUAAGAACAUUGGCAAUUAAAAUUGAGCACUUCUUUUGGAGGAAGAACAUGAAAAUUCCCAGAAAAUUGCAGAGGACCUUGUUGGAAGAUUUGGGGGUAUUGUCGCUUGGUGGUUGGAAUUUUUUGUUUCUCUGAAAAGUAAUUAAACAGUCUUGAAAAAAAAAAAUUUAAUGUAUUUUCUAGCCUCUUGAAUUGACUCGUAAGGCACAGGCUUUAAUAUGCUUCAUUCUGUAGGCCGAAAUUUUUUUUAUUUGUUAGUUUGAUGCAACACCAAACCCAAGGAUCACCUGUGUCAGCCACAAAGUUGGCGUUCUCUUUAGUGGAACCUCACUAAACAGAAAGGCCAUGUGGCAGACCAUCUAGCCACAGGAGGACUGGUCCAUCAUUUUCCUAUUCUUGUCUUUGGGAUUAUAUGUAACUUAACCUCUUGAGACAGCUGGACGAGUCUUUUAUACUUGGGUAGCACCCAGUAUGAUGUCCUUUGUAAAAGGUUGUCUAAAUACUAUGAACUGCUAUUUCUUAUAUUCAUUUCAGAAAAUCAGUGGCUCCACGUUGUUUGAACCAUCAGUGCUCAUGAAUUUGGCUUUACUUGUUCACACAGUGAGCUGUGUCUUACUAUGAAUUCUGUGCCUUUCAUCCCGUUCCCACUCUACUCUUGUCAUUACCACACAGGGUGUUGUGAUGAGCAGUUUUAUGCUGUGUUUUGAAACAUCUAGCAAUAACUAAAGAAAAAACACUUGGAACUCAUCAAAGUGUUACUGGAAUGUAUGUGUGUAUUUAUGUAUAUACAUGACUUAAUUUAUACCUUAUGACAGCUCUUUAUACAUUAUGAUCUCACAUAUUAAAAUUAAAGUUUCCUAGUUUUAUUGGAAUUUAUACAGUUAUGAAAUUGCAAUAUGACUAUAAAAGAUUAUUACAUCUGUAUUGCAUCUGUGCACUUAAUGGUUAAAAAAACAAUGACAAAAUUGGACAUUAGUGAAAUUCGUUUUUAGUUUACAAUUAGAAUACGUUUUAGACCAAAAGGAAACCAGAGGUAUUAAAGAGAAUUGGAAAGAUUAGAAAUAUGAAAAGAUAAUGAGAACAUGAGCAUAAGAGAAACUUUUAGAACACAGAUAUAUGUAACUUGGUGUACAUAUAUAUGAGAAGAGCCUCUAAAGACAAUAGUGGCACAAAGACCCUUGGUAUAAAAGUGAUAGUGGAAAUGUGAUUCAUAGACAGUAAGGCAUUGCCAUUUGAGAAAUAUAUAUACUUCCCAAAGCAGCUUCAGGAAUCUUCUCAUAUAGCAAAAACUUUGUGUAGAAUUAUGUUUUGCACAGUAUUACUGGAGAGACGAUGAAAUGGGAAUUCAAAAUUUAACAGUGAAGUUUGUCUUCUUGAGACAGGCAAGAAACAGAAUGAAUUGAAUCAAAUGUGUCAUAGAAUUGUUAUUGGGAAAAGUGGGAUAAAGAACACAAAAAGAACAUGUGAUCUGAAUAUCAGGGUGGAGAGGAAUUUCCUGACAGUGAAAUCUGUUAUGAUGUAGUCUCAUUUCCAAGAAAAGUGUUGAGUUCCAUCCCGUUUAGAAUUUAAAUUGAAAACUGGACAAAAAUCAAAGGAUUUAUCCUGUACUUUCCCUCCCCCAACCCAGGUGGAAAAAGAAAGGGAAAAACCCCUACAUGAUCUAAUGCAUCUUUACCAUCCCUAUUGUCUAGAAUUCUAUUAGACUUUAAAUUAUUAUAGUCUAUUCCUUAGGAAAGAAUUUAACUAGCAGAGUUCCCUUGACAUAACUAUCAACUCAUUUGAUUAAUAUGCACAUUUAUUCCCACAGGAUUUACAAUAAACAUGUGUUUUAGUGAAUAACCAUGUCAACUGCUUGGAGGGGGUGAAUUGGAAUAAUUCACUGAGAGCCCUAGAAGUUUGUAGUAUUACAACCCAAUUUCUUUUUUAGAGGCCUUCACCAUUUUGGAUUCCUGACAAAUUCUGAUGCAUAAACAAACUCCCUGACCCAUGUUAAGUUCAACAUCCUGCAUUUUGUUCACGAACCACAUUUUAAAAGGAGAAAAGUUCCACCUGGCCUUCUUUAUCUUUUAAACAAUGAUUUCAAAGGGAAGGUAGGCCUUUCGUAAUUGCUAAUUAUUACAUAUGGGAUUAAUAACCAUAAAUUUACAGUAAACAAAACUUGCACCUGUUCAUAUUAUAAAUAUGAAUUAAAGAGAGUUACUAGACUAUUUAAGAUUCCUAAGUGUAGUUGAGCCAAUUUGUUUCUCUGUAGCAAGUGAUGGGAUUCAGAUUUCACAAUGUAUAGUAAAAUGUUAAACACAUAACUAUGAGGCCAACAAUUUCCUUUAUACAUUUUGUUUAAUUUGGUUGGCAUAUACAGUGUGUUGUACCUGAUUUCAUAUCAGUCAUUAAAUAUUAAGUAAAGAUGCCUACUCUGCUUUUAUUUAAUCAUAAAUUACUGUAUUAAAGUGUGUUGUUUAUUUUCAGGUAGAUAUUGUAUACUUUUGAUUAUUAGCCAAUCAUCUUUCAAUUGCAAGUGUCAGAAACUCAACUCAAACUAGUGUCAGCAUGAAGGGCAGUUUACUGGCUCCUACACCGGGCAAUUCAGGCAUGGCUGGAUCCAAAGAACCAAAGAAGCCAUCUUUCCAGCCCCCAUACUUGACCCUGAUUUUUUUUUCCUGGAUUGGUUUUCUCUUCCAGGCAAACUUUCUGUUUGGGGAUGCCCUCUUUGAGGUGGGAAGCAGUGAGGUGAGGAUGGUAGGUGACAGCUGUUGACAGUUUCAGCUUACAUCAUCAUAACCAAAGCUUGGCAGCAAGUUAUGUAAAAUUUGGAGUAAGAACUUUUAUUUUGCCCAGAUUGGAUCACAUUCCAUUCCUGAGCUGAUGUGGAGUUCCCCCAGAGGAAGGGAAAAUUAUCAGAAAAGGGGAAGGUGUAGGGAGCAGGUGACGAAAGGUUGUUUCUGAGAAUACAAAAGUAACAAACAGAUGUACACUGCACACUUACUUGAAUUUGAGUAGCAAGAGGUUUCUGAUUUGAAAUAGCAUAAGGAGUAAAAUUCAAAAUUAACCUGGAAACCUUCAUUGGCUUUAACUAGAGAUUUCAGUUCCUAUUUGAUGCCACUGCUGCUUUGAGUUGCCAUUACGGGCUUUUUUUUUUUUUAAUGCUUCCCAUUUGUGUUAGACAUUAUGUUGCUACUGGUUUGAUCAGAUGCACAGAGCACCAAUCUGUUUCCAUCAUGGAUUUGGAAAUUUCCAGUUUCAUGAACAUUUGAGGAAUACUGAUUUUGAAAUUAGAGUUGUACUGGAGGACAAUGCUUCAAAAAAUGAAGACCAGGGCUUCCCUGGUGGCGUAGUGGUUGAGAGUCUGCCUGCCGAUGCAGGGGACACGAGUUCGUGCCCCGGUCCGGGAGGAUCCCACAUGCCGCGGAGCGGCUGGGCCUGUGAGCCAUGGCCGCUGAGCCUGCGCGUCCGGAGCCUGUGCUCCGCAACGGGAGGGACCACAACAGUGAGAGGCCCGCGUACCACAAAAAAAAAAAAAAAAAAAAAUUAAGACUAUUUAAAUAAAAAUAGGCCCUUAAAUAAACCUUUGGGGAUCUGUACUUCAUUACAAAGUAUUUUCUUUCAACUUUGGUCAACUGGAAGCUAUGUAAAGUAUCUGUGCAUAUGUUUUUUAAAAUGAACUAAAAUGUAAACAUUUUCCAUAUUGGAGUGUGGUGGGCUGCACUCAUUUUGAACUUCGUAACCGAAUGCAUCCUUUAGCCUUUGAUGAGCUACUACACAACUCUGCUGUUGCCGGUUUUAUUUUCUUACUGAAUAAAGUACCAAAUGCUUACUCUUCA